CAAACCAAUUUGACUUUUCAUUUGUUCUCAGCAAUAAUCGUGAGUGAGUUUUAAUUUAUUUGUGUUUGGAAAAGUAGUGUAAAGUAAAUUGCCAAAAAUGCGCUGAAAAAUAAUAUUGCAACAGAGUGUGUGACCGAUUAAAUAGGCCAAAGACCAAAAGAAAACAAACAAAUUAAUAAAAUUCCAGUUUGCGGCGGAGUUCAAUGUAAACGCUAGACGCAUCGGUUAGUAGCAACGAUGUCGGUAAAGUCACAACGCAAAGCCGUUGCUACGGAGACAAUGGGGAAUGCGACCGGUGAAGGAGUUUCUCAUGAAAAACCCAAUUAUGGUUUAACUACGCGUGUUGCAUUAUCACGUCUGCAUGAUGAUAUUGAAAAAUUGUUGCGUGAGCAUGAGGCCACCUACGCCAAGGAGAGCUACUAUCGCAAACUGCGUUCGGCAUUCUUCAAACCAAGCGACACACCAUUGGGAUGGCCUGCAAUCACAGCAACGUUAUUCACUAUGAUUGCGUUGCUUAUUGCUGAGGCAUAUCUGGCGGCGAUCUGUGUUGCGGCUAUCUUAUCAUUGGAUUUGUGCGUGGUGGUGCGCGAAAAUCAUUUACGUCGCACCGAAAUCUACCGCAAGACACGCCAGGCACUCGCCGAUAUACGACUCGCUGAACGUGAUCUAUGUGGCGAGUGGCAACCAUGCAAUUAUCCGCAUCUGUGUUGUCCAGUUUCACCUUGUGUGUCGCUGCAGUGGACAUAUCGCGAUGGUAAUAUUGUGAAUUUACCGUGGGCCUUAUUGGUACGCGGUGAUCACAUAGUACUACGACCGGGUCACAUAACGCCCGGUCCAUGUACGGAAGUGAAUGGAAAACGCACAUUUGAAAUGCAUGAAAUAUAUGGCCCAACACAGGUGAAUGAUCCGCCAGUGCGUCCUUUGGCGCGUGCACCUCUACCAGAUUUAGUAUGCACAUUACAGACGACGCCGUUUCUGGAUAAUUUGCGUGUAAUUUUGGAGAACUCAUUGAAGCGCCCAUCGACGAUAUACAAUCAGCAACGUUAUUUGCUCGUGACGAAAUAUAUACAACAAUGGGGCUUCAUAUGUGCACUUUGUUUGACGCUUUUCGCCGGCAUGUUGCGUAUCAAUGGCUUGAGCAGUUCGCCCAAUGUCGGCACACAUCCCAACGAGCAACAUUAUUGGAAAUAUGUUUUCCUGGAGACACCAGCCGCUGCAGUUAUACCAUUACUGCCACUCAUCUUCCCCAUUAUGUGGAUAUCGAUGAAUUUAUGGGGUGUGGCAAGACUGCAGUGCUUUCUCAAAAUACCACAAGUGCCCAUCACUAAAGACUCGGAAAAAUCGUUCGAAGAAGACUUGGAUGCGCCCACUUUUGAUUAUAACAAUAUAUCAUUGUUGCGUUCAAAUGUUUUUCGCAAUUGGUGGCAACUGUGGCAUGGUGAUAGUGAACUACUACCUCGUUCAUCGAAUUUAGUGCAGGUAUUGGGCUCCAUUACAGCACUGUGCUGCAUAGACAAGAAAGGCAUACUUUCAUGGCCAAAUCCAACAGCUGAAAAGGUGUUCUUCUUACACGAUACCGACAAUGAUCGCUUAGACGAUCGCAGCACAAGUUGUUCAACGCUGAAUACCGAAAGUAAUCAUACGAGUCAGGCGGAGAGUAAAAACGGUGGUAUUGUUGCUGAAGUGCUCGAUCUAACACAUGAUCAGCACUGUCCAUUUCGUUUGGAGUUCGACGAUCAUGAGUGGAAGUCACAUAUCACAUCACUUAAACCAUUGGGUCUCGCAAUACUGUUGAAUACUUGUUCGCCGCUGACGCAUGCACAUUACGCGCAAUUCUGUGGACAUGUAACCGCCGUGGCGAUGCUGGAUAAAGAUUUGGUGCCAGUCACAAAUCGACGUUGCCUCUGCGAAUUGGCCAAGCAGAUCGGUUUUAAAGAUUCUGCUACCGAUCAUUUCUCACUCGAGGGUCAGUUGGCUUCCUACAGACAUUUGCAACCAGAAGUGGUGCGCCGUGACAUCCGUUUCGCACGUCAACUACAGCUGUCGUCUAAAGUGAAGGUACCCUUUCCCCACUCACUGUCGGUGGUGAUGCGGGAAAACCCUGCCGGCUAUCUCUCGCUCUUCACCCAAGGUACCGCCGACAUUAUAAUGGAUUUCUGUGAUGAUUUCUGGGAUGGCAAGGACUUGCGUCCGCUGUCGGCGCAAGAUCGAAAGAAAGCGCUUGAUUUCUACCAACGCAGCGCGCUCACCGCUUACUGCACGGCCUUCUCGUAUCGUCCGCUGCGACAUGGCAUCAUUGGCGCGCUCAGUGGCGCACAGCACACCGGUGGACCGAUUGCAUACCUAGAAUUGCCGCCCGAGUCGAAAAUACGCAUGCAACAUGUCGAUCGCGCGCAUUGCGAUUUCGAGAGCGGCGGUCAUAUACAUACGAAAUUGAGCCACAGCAUCAGCACUGAUUCGCUGUUGUUCAGCGAGAGUAAAGAUGAUGACAUUAACGAUGUGGAGGGCUGUUUCGAAAUGCAAUGUCAUCAAGUAUUCAUCGGUAUGGUGACUAUGCAAUAUCAAGCGCAGAUGGACAUUGUUCAGCUGGUGGAGCGGCUGGAGCGCGCUUGCAUACGUUUCGUACAUUUCAGCAAAGAAAACGAAUUGCGCUCGCGUGUGUUCUCCGAGAAGAUGGGUUUGGAGUCCGGUUGGAAUUGUCACAUAUCCCUGUUGAAUGAAGCGGAUGAUAAGGCCUCCAUGAAUACGGCUGCGGACAAGGCCAAUACCAGCGGUACCUCCGGGCGCUCGGGUAACAAAAGUUUGCAGAGUAAUAAUGAGAAUACCAUCAACAUUGUUGAGUCCGCACAUGAUCACACGACAGCCAUUAGCACUACCAUCAACAAAAACAACAACACUGCCACAAGCACCAUCAAUUCAACCACCAAUAAUGUUUCAUUGCCUCAUAAUGUAGAAAUCAUAAAUCAGUGCACCAGCACGCAGAACACCACCACCAUCAACAUAGGUAAUCACAACAACAAUAGUAGUAAUAUUAGUAGCACGCAUCCCACACAUCAAACGCACCUAAAUACAUCGAAUAUUACAGGCGGUACAGGUGGCACCGAUAACGACGCCGACGACGAAGGCAGCGACCUGCAUCAUCUGCUACCGCCACCCAAUCUCGAGUCUUCCAAAACGCUGAGCUCAUCAGCACCGGGCGCCAUCUCCAAUCCCGAUGACUACCAAGCGGUGCAGCUCAGCUCAACACCCCCGUCGCGUCGCAGUAGCGUCAGUUGUGGUGGUGAAGGUAACGGCAACGGCAAGGACGCGCCCUUAAACCUGGUGGAUGGCGGCAACAAAGCUAUUGCUGAUGCCGCUGACGAUGAGCACCGCCAAUCGGAGGACUCUGCCAUGGAUGAGAAUUGUCGCUCGAUGAGUAUCAUAACAGAGAGUACCGAACAGAGCGCACCCGUACACUUCGACAUGUCGAAUCGCGCUAAAUUGCCACGCGGCAUCGAGAAUAUACGUCCGCAUUUGGAACAGGUGGACAAUGUGCCAUUGCAAGUGUCGCUAUUCACAGACUGUUCGCCCGAGGCGACGCGCCAAAUGCUCGACAUUAUGCAAUCGUACGGUGAGAUUGUCGUAUGUCUCGGCUCUUCGGCUAGCAAUUCAAAUGCGAAUAUUUUCCUGCAAGCCGAUUGCAGUAUAGCUGUCGAGCCGCUUUAUCCGCAAGUUUGUCAAGAUAUUGCCGCCUAUACGGAGGGCAACUUAACGAACAACAAAUUGCGUUUGCUGCGCCUCAAGAAGGAUCUCAAUGGCGAGGAGAAGUAUGGCAGUCAUGAACCCUAUACCACCGAAGAGCUGCUCGAAAGCGGUUUCUAUGGCAAUGAUGAGCCACAAAUGCGUCCGAUGCAAGCUGCCGGCAAUACUGUGUCCCCCGUCUACUUAGGUCGCCUGCUCAACUCGUUGCCCUGCUCCAUAUCGGUGUGUCGCGAUGAACCGUUAUCGCUGGUGUCCAUUAUCGAGUUGUCGCGUCGUUUUUCGGCUGGCCUUUGGAAUUGCAUACAAUAUUGGGCUUGCUGUGCCGGUGCGCUUUCGAUGAUCAAUAUUUUGAGUGCUUGCCUCUCGCUGCCGCCACUAUUGACGCCGUUAAUGGUGCUCUAUUUGAUGAGUGUGCCGGUACCGUUGAUUGCGCUGGCCUUGGCGCACAUCGAUGUCGAUCCGAAGAUGAUGAAUCGCGCCACGGGCAAGAAACAGACCGAGUAUGAUACGAAGGUCUUCGGGUUUGUGAUAUGGUGUUAUGGCUGCAAAUUCAUCGCUCCCAUUUUGAUUAUGAUUUUCGCCUAUUGCACAUUUAUGGCACAUCCCAUCGAGCUCAUGGACAUUGACGAGGAGAAAUUGCAUAUCAACUUGCAAAUCGCACGCAUCUUCUCGUUCCUCGGCAUCUUAGUGCAUUUCGUGGUGAUUUCCGCCUGCUUCGUGCACCGCGAUCACUCGCUGUGGCAGCGCAAUCCCUUCCGCAAUCACAUCUGGGCUUUCACCUGCGGCUGCACGCUGCUCGUGCACGUCGUGAUCUGCGCGGUGCAGAUUGUUCUGCAGGACAACUACUUCGAUGAGGCAUGCGGCAUGUGGCCAGCAAUCGCAUUCCUCUACGGGGGCAGUUUUAUAAGUCUGGCGAUCACCGAGAUUUGCAAAUGGCAGGAGAUUAAAGUUAACACACGCUAUCAGCGCCGCGCGAGGCUUGACUUUGGCACCAAACUGGGCAUGAAUUCACCGUUUUAAACACAUACUACACAACCAUAAUAACAAUUGCGACUGAACAUGUAAGCGUUGAGUAUUGGUAAACAAUCUAAAGAGACUAAUUCGAAAUCAAAGAAACAAAAAUAAGAAAACGUUGCAAAAUGCGCAAUAAAAAGACCCUAAUCUACUUACUUAAAAGGCAAAAUAAAAACAUAUUUAAAUAAUAAACGAUAAGCAAUUCAAGACGUAGUGCCAAAGUUGCUAUAAAACUUAAUACAAAGCAAGAAAAUUACAAAAACCGAAAACAAUUAAGAUUAAACAUAAAAUUGUAUGUAACUACUUGUAUGCCGUAAGCCUAAAGUGAAAUGUGAAUGCGUCGCUGACACUGCCUAUUAUUUAAAUAUAUUCCAACUUUAAGAGCAAAAAGCUUGCAAAUCAAGAAACGGCGCCGAAAAAAACGGUUAUUUUGAGUUUUUCGGGUUUAAAAUCGUUUUGAAGAUUUUGUUCAAAGCAAGUGUUAGCCGUUAUAGCGAGUUAUAGAAAAUAUGCUAUAAAAUUAUUUUUGUUUUGUGGAUUUUUCGUAACUUUUAGUUCGUGUUUUUAGUUUUUUUCGACUAUAUUUGAACGUUUUAUUUAUAUUUUUAGCUAUAUGUCUAUUUCAAUUUUUUUCAAUACCAAAAAAUUCCCUUUUUUUUGUAAUUUUUCAAAAAAAAAAAUAUUUUUGUUUGCUCUGAUUAAUAUUUUUUUGAUAAAAAUAUUCUUUUUUUUAAUAUUUUUCGAUAAAAUAUAACUU
Molecule: messenger RNA, 5512 nt
Organism: Bactrocera dorsalis (oriental fruit fly)
Lineage: Eukaryota; Metazoa; Arthropoda; Insecta; Diptera; Tephritidae
Product: transmembrane protein 94
Exons: 9
Coding region: 238-4761 (1507 amino acids)
Source: RefSeq, a predicted model, not a curated record